AUGCUAGUGAUCAACUAUGGGUUGGGGCGCCAUGCAGCCGCUCUCCCAACACAGAACAUCGUGACCAUUGCAAAAUUGCUCAUGGCUUUUGAAUGUGUCUACUGCACAACAGUGGGAAUUAUUAAGAUCUCCAUAUUGCUCAUGUACGCCCGCAUAUUUCCGACGCGUAACUUCCGCAUCGCCUCUUAUAUCCUGGGCGCCAUUGUCGUGGGCUGGGUAAUUGCUAUAAUUUGCGUGAGCGUAUUUCAGUGCAAUCCCAUUGCCAAGGGCUGGAAUAACAGUCUACCUGGUACCUGCAUCAAUCUCAAGGCUUCAUUUAUUGGAAAUGCGGUCCCGAAUAUUGUCACGGAUAUAGCUAUUCUUUCUUUGCCGGUACAUGUUGUAUGGGGUCUACAUGCAAACCUCACACAUCGACUUUCGGUAAUUGCGGUAUUUCUUUUGGGCAGUUUGUUAGUUUCCUCUCCCUUCAGCAGAACCAACUUCCAAGGUUCCAGGUGGUCUCUGGUUUCUCGUGGUAUUCCGAGUGAAAAUAUGAGCUAA
Penicillium manginii is the source of this 540-nucleotide messenger RNA. RefSeq lists its product as uncharacterized. The transcript is spliced from 2 exons. The record is from RefSeq and is a predicted model, not a curated record. Bases 1 to 540 code for a protein of 179 amino acids. NCBI's taxonomy places the organism in Eukaryota, Fungi, Ascomycota, Eurotiomycetes, Eurotiales, Aspergillaceae.